ACAUUUAGGGAAGGCAGAAAGUAGGUCAGGGACGGAGGUGCCUGUUUACCCGCGCCGGACUCACCGCCGCCGCCGCCGCGGGAUCUGAGUGGGGGCGCGGGCGCGGGAGCUCCCGCCGAGCCACGGUGGUGUUGGCUAGAGUGCAUGCUUUUGGACCCAACCUUGGCUUUUCAAAUGUGGAAUCCUAGGCCUUCACUGGAAACGUCUCCUGUCAGAUUCCUUCGCGUGUUUGCAGUUGCGUGUCACAGGCGGCCGAGGGCUGGGGCUGGGGUCCGCCGCCGUGACUCCCGUGGUUUCUAGAAGAAGUUGACUGCCUGAAAGGAAACUACAAAACAUGAACGUCGCUUUGAGGUGACCAGCAGGUCCAGUGGCCCCUUGCUCCUCCCCAGGUGGAUCUGAGGCUUAAGAACUGUAACUCAGAUGAAGAAACUCGGGCCCAGAGCGAGGGAGUGAGCGCCCCGUCACAUCGCGUGGAGCGCAGGCCCUGACGCGGGCAGUGCGCAGCCCUCUUCAACUUGCACUUGGAGUCCCUGGCGAGACCUCCAAUGGCGGACCAGAGAAUGGACAUUUCUUCAACAAUCAGUGAUUUCAUGUCCCCGGGCGCCACCGACCUCCUUUCCAGCCCCCUGGGCACCAGUGGCAUGGAUUGCAACCGCAAACGGAAAGGCAGCUCCACCGACUACCAACUUGAUGACUUUUCUUUUGAAGAAAGCAUGGACACAGACAAAGACGACCCUCAUGGAAGGUUAGAGUACACAGAGCACCAAGGAAGGAUCAAAAACGCCAGGGAAGCUCACAGUCAGAUUGAAAAGAGGCGUCGGGAUAAAAUGAACAGUUUUAUUGAUGAAUUGGCUUCAUUGGUACCAACGUGCAACGCAAUGUCCAGGAAAUUAGAUAAACUUACUGUGCUGAGGAUGGCCGUUCAGCACAUGAAGACGUUACGAGGUGCCACCAAUCCAUACACAGAAGCAAACUACAAACCAACUUUUCUGUCAGAUGAUGAACUGAAACACCUCAUUCUCAGGGCAGCAGAUGGAUUUUUGUUUGUCGUAGGAUGUGACCGAGGGAAGAUCCUCUUUGUCUCGGAGUCUGUCUUCAAGAUCCUCAACUACAGCCAGAAUGAUCUGAUUGGUCAGAGUCUGUUUGACUACCUGCAUCCUAAAGACAUCGCCAAAGUCAAGGAGCAGCUCUCCUCCUCGGACACCGCGCCGCGGGAGCGGCUCAUAGACGCAAAAACUGGACUUCCAGUUAAAACAGAUAUAACCCCUGGGCCAUCUCGAUUAUGUUCUGGAGCACGACGUUCUUUCUUCUGUAGGAUGAAGUGUAACAGGCCUUCAGUAAAGGUUGAAGACAAGGAUUUCCCCUCCACCUGCUCAAAGAAAAAAGCAGAUCGAAAAAGCUUCUGCACAAUCCACAGCACAGGCUAUUUGAAAAGCUGGCCACCCACAAAGAUGGGGCUGGAUGAAGACAACGAACCAGACAAUGAGGGGUGUAAUCUCAGCUGCCUUGUUGCAAUCGGACGACUGCAUUCUCAUGUGGUUCCACAGCCGGUGAACGGGGAAAUCAGGGUGAAAUCCAUGGAAUAUGUCUCUCGACAUGCGAUAGAUGGCAAAUUUGUUUUUGUGGACCAGAGGGCAACAGCUAUUUUGGCAUAUUUACCACAAGAACUUCUAGGCACAUCAUGUUAUGAAUAUUUUCACCAAGAUGACAUAGGACAUCUUGCAGAAUGUCACAGGCAAGUUUUACAGACGAGAGAAAAGAUUACAACUAAUUGCUAUAAGUUUAAAAUCAAAGAUGGUUCUUUCAUCACGCUACGGAGUCGAUGGUUCAGUUUCAUGAACCCUUGGACCAAGGAAGUAGAAUACAUUGUCUCAACCAACACUGUUGUUUUAGCCAACGUCCUGGAAGGCGGGGACCCAACCUUCCCGCAGCUCACAGCGUCCCCCCACAGCAUGGACAGCAUGCUGCCCUCUGGAGAAGGUGGCCCAAAGAGGACUCACCCCACUGUUCCAGGGAUUCCAGGGGGAACCAGGGCUGGGGCAGGAAAAAUAGGUCGAAUGAUUGCUGAGGAAGUCAUGGAAAUCCACAGGAUAAGAGGGUCAUCGCCUUCCAGCUGUGGCUCCAGUCCAUUGAACAUCACAAGUACACCUCCCCCUGAUGCCUCUUCUCCAGGAGGCAAGAAGAUUUUAAAUGGAGGGACUCCAGACAUUCCUUCCAGUGGCUUACCACCAGGGCAGGCUCAGGAGAACCCAGGCUAUCCGUAUUCUGAUAGUUCUUCUAUUCUUGGUGAGAACCCUCACAUAGGCAUAGACAUGAUAGACAACGAUCAAGGCUCAAGUAGUCCCAGUAAUGAUGAAGCAGCAAUGGCUGUCAUAAUGAGCCUCUUGGAAGCAGAUGCUGGGCUGGGUGGCCCUGUUGACUUUAGCGACUUGCCAUGGCCGCUGUAAACACUACAUGUUGCUUUAGCAACAGCUACAGUAUCAAAGUGCAUUACUGGUGGAGUUUUACAGUCUGUGAAGCUUACUGGAUAAGGAGAGAACAGCUUUUAUGUACUGUCUUCAUAAAAGCCAUCUCAGAGCCAUUGAUACAAGUCAAUCUUACUAUGUGUAACUUCAGACAAAGUGGAACUAAGCCUGCUCCAGUGUUUCCUCAUCAUUGAUUAUUGGGCUAGCUGUGGAUAGCUUGCAUUAAUUGUAUAUUUUGGAUUCUGUUUGUGUUGAAUUUUUUAAUCAUUGUGCACAGAAGCAUCAUUGGUAGCUUUUAUAUGCAAAUGGUCAUUUCAGAUGUAUGGUGUUUUUACACUACAAAGAAGUCCCCCAUGUGGAUAUUUCUUAUACUAAUUGUAUCAUAAAGCCGUUUAUUCUUCCUUGUAAGAAUCCUUUACUAUAAAUAUGGGUUAAAGUAUAAUGUAUUAGACAGUUAAAAUAUUUUUAAUAAAUGUUUCCCUUGUUCUAUA
Equus quagga is the source of this 2956-nucleotide messenger RNA. RefSeq names its product basic helix-loop-helix ARNT like 1 (gene BMAL1). Gene Ontology annotation, biological process: circadian rhythm; regulation of transcription by RNA polymerase II. Gene Ontology annotation, molecular function: RNA polymerase II cis-regulatory region sequence-specific DNA binding; protein dimerization activity; DNA-binding transcription factor activity, RNA polymerase II-specific. Bases 546 to 2447 code for a protein of 633 amino acids. The record is from RefSeq and is a predicted model, not a curated record. The transcript is spliced from 22 exons. Gene Ontology annotation, cellular component: cytoplasm; nucleus; aryl hydrocarbon receptor complex. Lineage: Eukaryota; Metazoa; Chordata; Mammalia; Perissodactyla; Equidae.